GCGGAGAUGGGGCAGCAUUACACUGAGCCAAGAAUGGAAGUGACUGUACUGAACUGGACUCUGGUGACCUGCUUACUGUUUAACACCCCUUUGUUAGAGUGCCUCAGUGUCCACCUCUCUGAACAUUCAAAGCCAGGGACUUUAGUGCUGGAUCUGGCUGCAGAUGAGACCUGUGCGAUCCAGUGGAUCUCUGCGCCGUGGUUCAUCAGGAGAUAUUUGGACAUUGACUGGGUUGCGGGGACAGUCCGGAUCUCCCAGCGCCUGCACUGCAGACACUUGCCCAACAACCCAUUCAGCAUUCACCUGAGCAGACAGUGCCCCGGAGCCGGCCAGCUCGGACCCCAUCCCAGCUCCAUCCAGCGCCUGGAUGUCCACGUUCACGGCCACAACUGCUUCACCAAGUACCGGCGGAAGGCAGGGCGCAGCGGCAGCAGCGGCGGCGGCGGCGGCGGGGGGGAUUUGGAGGUUGUGAGCGGCGUGCGGGGCGUCCGGGAGCCCACUUCGGUCUGCAUCCCGGCCCGGGAACCGCUGCUCGCCGUUGGCCAGCUCCUGGGCGCUUCCCGGCGGAGCUGCGAGCCGCGGGGCUGUCAGGUGCUGGCCACAAGCCGCUUCGCCCUCUCCCGGGACGGGCAGCUGUUUAGCCCGGACAGGGUGUGCCUGGAGCAGCCCGCUUACAUCCCGGUGCAGCUCCGGUGUCGCGGCUGCUCACCUUUCGAAGCCCGAGGCGGAAGGGGACAAGGCGACACCUUGGAUGAUUUCAGGAUUAAUUUACAAUUGGCCCUGGGCUCUUUAAGGGAAAGUGGUUUCAAAGAGUUAUCACCGGGUGGCGAGGGAGCCGGGAAUAAAAGGCGGAAGAAGAGAAACGUGAACACUGGUCCUCAGUUCCAACCCCCCAUUUACCAAGUGUCAGUGCCAGAGAACAAGCCGCCGGGGACCAGGGUGAUCUCGGUUAAGGCAGUGGACCCCGAUGAGGGGGAGGCGGGCAGGGUGGAGUACUCCAUGGACGCUCUGUUCGACAGCAGGUCCAACAGCCUGUUUGUCAUCGAGCCAGACACCGGGGUUGUGAGCACCGCCGAGAGCCUGGACCGGGAGACCAAGGACACCCAUGUGUUCAGGGUGACCGCCCUCGAUCACGGUCUCCCCAGGCGCUCCGCCAUGGCCACCCUCACAGUCACUGUCAGUGACACCAACGACCACGACCCGCUGUUCGAGCAGCAGGAGUACAAGGAGAGUGUGAGGGAGAACUUGGAGAUUGGCUACGAGGUCCUGACCGUGAGGGCAACCGAUGGGGAUGCCCCGCCUAAUGCCAACAUCUUGUACCAGAUUCUCAACAAUGAAGGGGAGAACGCGGUUUUCGAGAUUGACCAUAGGUCUGGAGUGUUGAGGACCAGAGGGCCAGUAGACAGGGAGACUGUGGAGUCCUAUCAGUUAUUUGUGGAGGCUAACGAUCAAGGGAGAAAUCCUGGUCCGCGUAGCUCCACUGCUACUGUGCACAUAACGGUGGAGGAUGACAACGAUAAUACCCCUCAGUUUAGUGAGAAACGGUACGUAAUCCAAAUUCUGGAAGACAUUACCCCCAAUACGCAGGUUCUGCAGGUCACAGCUUCUGAUAGAGACAAGGGCAACAAUGCCUUGGUUCAUUACAGCAUCAUGAGUGGCAAUACCCGUGGGCAGUUCUACAUAGAUGCCCAAAGUGGGAGCAUUGACGUUGUGAGCCAUUUGGACUACGAGAUGAACAAAGAGUACACACUAAGAAUCAGGGCACAGGAUGGUGGAAGACCCCCAUUGUCAAACAUCACUGGGUUAGUGACAGUACAAGUGGUUGAUGUGAAUGACAAUGCACCCAUAUUUGUCAGCACUCCUUUUCAGUCAACAGUCCUGGAGAAUGUGCCAAUAGGCUAUUCAAUUAUUCAUGUACAGGCAAUAGACGCUGAUUCAGGGAACAAUUCCCGUUUGGAAUACAGGUUAAUAAAUACACCUGCAGAUUUCCCCUUCUCCAUCAACAACAACACUGGCUGGAUUGUGGUUGGUUCAGAAUUAGAUAGGGAGGCGACAGAUUUUUACAAUUUUGCUGUUGAAGCAAGGGAUCAGGGAUCACCUCCAAUGUCAUCCUCUGCUAGCGUCAGCAUCACUGUACUAGAUGUGAAUGAUAAUAAUCCUGAAUUUAGCCAGAAAUUAUAUCAGAUAAGACUGAAUGAAGAUGCAGCUGUUGGCUCCAGUGUGGUAACUGUAUCUGCAAUAGACAGGGAUGUCAACAGUGUCGUUACAUAUCAGAUUUCCAGUGGUAAUACGCGAAACCGCUUUUCAAUAACUAGCCAAAGUGGAGGUGGUCUGAUAACCUUGGCCUUGCCAUUGGAUUACAAACUGGAGAGACAGUACAUCUUAACUGUAACAGCCAGUGAUGGGACACGAUUUGACACUGUUCAGGUGUUAAUUAAUGUUACAGAUGCAAAUACACACAGACCAGUAUUUCAGAGUUCCCAUUAUACAGUUAAUAUCAAUGAAGACAAACCUGUUGGUACAACAGUAGUGAUCAUAAGUGCAACUGAUGAAGACACUGGUGAAAAUGCUAGAAUUACUUAUUUCAUGGAAGAUAGCAUACCUCAGUUUAAAAUUGAACCAGACUCGGGUGCGGUUACGACACUAAUGGAGCUUGACUAUGAAGACCAAGUAUCGUACACUUUGGCAAUUACUGCAAAAGACAAUGGAAUUCCUCAAAAGUCUGACACCACAUAUCUUGAAAUUCUAGUGAACGACGUAAACGACAAUGCACCUCAAUUCCUAAGAGACCAUUAUCAAGGGUCAGUUUAUGAAGAUGUCCCUACGUUUACAAGUGUACUUCAGAUAUCCGCCACUGACCGUGAUUCAGGAUUGAAUGGUAGAGUGUUUUACACUUUCCAAGGCGGGGAUGAUGGAGAUGGGGACUUCAUCAUUGAGACCACAUCUGGUAUAGUUAGAACCUUGCGCAGGCUCGAUAGAGAGAAUGUUCAGAUGUACAUCCUGAAGGCUUUUGCAGUGGAUAAAGGUAUUCCUGCAAUGAGGACUCCAAUAGAUGUCCAAGUUGCAGUAUUGGAUGUUAAUGACAACCCUCCAGUUUUUGAAAAGGAUGAAUUUGAUAUCUUUGUGGAUGAAAACAGUCCAAUAGGAUUAGUGGUGGCCCGUAUCACUGCCACAGACCCAGAUGAAGGUACAAAUGCACAAAUCAUGUAUCAAAUUGUGGAGGGGAAUAUUCCUGAAGUUUUUCAGCUGGAUAUUUUUUCUGGAGAGUUGACAGCUCUGAUGGAUUUGGAUUACGAAGCUAAAUCUGAAUAUGUCAUUGUAGUUCAAGCUACAUCAGCACCUCUUGUCAGCAGAGCAACAGUUCAUAUCCGUCUAUUGGAUAAAAACGACAAUUUCCCAGUGCUGAAAAAUUUUAAGAUCAUUUUCAACAAUUAUGUCACAAAUAAAUCUAGCAGUUUUCCUACUGGGGUAAUUGGCAGAAUUCCAGCUCACGACCCAGAUAUCUCUGAUACUCUUCAUUACAGCUUUGACCAUGGAAAUGAAUUAAAUCUAGUCAUUCUCAAUCAAACCACAGGGGAAUUAAGUUUGAGUCAUGCUCUGGACAACAACAGGCCACUUGAAGCGACCAUGAGAGUUUCUGUGUCAGAUGGCAUUCACAGUGUUACAGCCCAGUGUACGCUGCAGGUCACUAUUGUCACUGAUGAAAUGUUGAGCAACAGCAUUACCUUACGUCUGGAGAACAUGUCCCAAGAGAAGUUUCUCUCUCCGCUCCUAUCUUUGUUUGUUGAAGGAGUGGCCACCGUAUUAUCGGCAAUGAAAGAGGACAUUGUGAUAUUCAACAUACAAAAUGACACAGACGUAAGGGCCACUAUCCUUAAUGUCAGUCUGUCUGUCUUGUUACCUGGUGGAGCCCAAAAUCAAUUUUUCUCUUCUGAGGACUUACAGGAGCAGAUUUACCUCAACCGCACUCUUCUGACAGCCAUCUCCACACAAAGGGUGCUCCCAUUUGAUGACAACAUUUGCCUCCGGGAACCUUGUGAGAAUUACAUGAAGUGUGUGUCUGUGUUGAAGUUUGAUAGCUCCGCCCCGUUCAUCACCUCGGAUACAAUUUUGUUUCGUCCCAUCCAUCCGAUAAAUGGUUUGAGGUGUAGGUGCCCAGCAGGGUUUACUGGAGACUACUGUGAAACAGAAAUUGACCUCUGUUACUCAAACCCCUGUGGAAACAAUGGGAUUUGUCGAAGUAGAGAAGGAGGAUAUACCUGUGAGUGCAAUGAAGACUACACAGGUAACCACUGUGAAGUGAAUUCCAGAUCAGGCCGAUGUUCUCCUGGAAUUUGUCGGAAUGGUGGAACAUGUGUUAACCUGCUGGUCGGAGGUUUCAAGUGCGACUGCCUUCCAGGAGAAUAUGAGAAGCCAUAUUGCGAGAUGACCACUCGGAGCUUCCCUCCACAGUCAUUCAUAACCUUCAAAGGUUUGCGGCAACGCUUUCACUUCAGCAUCUCACUCACGUUUGCUACCAAGGAGAAGAACGGCUUGCUGUUGUAUAAUGGACGUUUUAAUGAAAAGCAUGACUUCAUUGCCUUGGAGAUUAUUAAUGAACAGAUUCAGUUAACAUUCUCUGCAGGCGAGUCAACAACUAUGGUAACCCCCUUCAUCCCGGGAGGUGUGAGUGAUGGACAGUGGCACACCGUCCAGUUGCAGUAUUACAACAAGCCAGUUAUUGGGAAGUCAGGUGUUCCUCAAGGACCUUCUGAGCAAAAGGUUGCUGUGGUUACUGUUGAUGACUGUGAUACUUCUGUUGCAUUGCGCUUUGGCAGCUUCAUUGGGAAUUAUUCCUGUUCAGCUCAAGGUACUCAGUCUGGAUCAAAAAAGUCCCUGGAUUUGACAGGUCCUUUGCUUCUUGGUGGAGUUCCAAACCUGCCUGAGGACUUUCCUCUUCAGAACCAUGAAUUUAUGGGAUGCAUGAAAAACUUGUUUAUAGAUAACCAGCAAAUUGAUAUGGCUGAUUUCAUAGCAAAUAAUGGCACAGUAUCAGGGUGCUCUGCAAAGUGGAAUUUCUGUGAUUCAAAUACAUGCAAGAAUGGAGGGACUUGUGUGAACAGAUGGGAGACCUUCAGUUGUGAGUGUCCCUUGGGCUUUGGAGGCAAGAACUGUGAGCAAGUAAUGGCCAGUCCCCAGCGGUUCCUGGGCAACAGCCUUGUUUCAUGGAGUAAUCUUGACAGCACAAUCACUUUGCCCUGGUACAUUGGGCUGAUGUUCCGUACACGGCAGGCAACUGGCAUCUUUAUCCAGGCAGACGCCGCUCAAUUCUCAACAGUCAGCGUUCAGCUCAGUGAGGGAAAUGUGGUGCUAAGUGUGUAUCGCUCGAGCAGUCGGGUCACCGUACUGACAAUGGACCAAAUAAAAGUGAAUGAUGGUGAUUGGCACCACUUGCAACUAGAACUUAAAAGUUCCAAAGAUGGGAUGGAAACAAAAUACACAGCUCUCGUGUCUAUAGACUAUGGACAUCACCAGACAAUGGUGGAAAUUGGUAAUGAACUGCAUGGGCUGAAUCUGAAAACAAUCAGUGUUGGUGGAAUCUCAGGGAAUGACGGCAGUGUUCUUCAUGGGUUCCGAGGAUGCAUACAGGGGGUGCGAAUUGGUGAGACACCAUCCACAGCAGUGGCAUUGAAUGUAAACCAUGCUGAGAAGGUGAAUGUGGAGAGAGGCUGCAGCAUUCCUGAUCCCUGUGACUCCAGCCCGUGCCCUACAAACAGCUACUGCAGCGAUGACUGGGAUAGCUACUCCUGCAGCUGUGACCCAGGUUACUAUGGUGCGGAAUGUAAGGAUGUGUGCUCCCUAAAUCCCUGUGAACAUCUGUCUGUAUGUACCCGCAAACCCAGUUCUUCACAUGGCUACACUUGUGACUGCUCAGUGAAUUAUUUUGGACAGUACUGUGAGACCAGGAUUGAUCAGCCUUGUCCCAAAGGAUGGUGGGGGCAUCCUAUCUGUGGGCCCUGUAACUGUGAUACAAGCAAUGGAUUUGAUGCAGACUGUAACAAGACCUCAGGAGAAUGCAGGUGCAAGGAAAAUCAUUACUGGCCACCAGGAAGCAAUGCCUGCUACCCAUGUGACUGUUACUCAAUUGGUUCGCUUGCUCGCUCAUGUGAUAUGGAAACAGGACAGUGCCAAUGUAAGCCUGGUGUGAUUGGACGACAGUGCGACCACUGUGACAAUCCUUUUGCAGAAGUCUUCACAAAUGGAUGUGAAGUGAUUUAUGACAGUUGCCCACGAGCCAUGGAGGCAGAGAUCUGGUGGCCUAGAACUAAGUUUGGACUCCCUGCUGCAGUGCCUUGUCCCAAAGGGUCAAUGGGAACAGGAAUCCGACACUGUGAUGAACAUAGGGGCUGGCUCCCUCCUGAUCUCUUUAAUUGUACCACCAAUACCUUCGCAGAGCUGAAAACCUUUGCUGAUAAAUUGAAACGAAAUGAAACGUUGCUGGAUAUGGGAAAAUCCAAGAAAAUUGCCCUAAUGUUGCGGAAUGCCACUCAGCACACGGAUGAAUAUUUUGGCAGUGAUGUAAAGAUAGCGUACCAUGUGACCUCAAAAAUCUUAGAAUUUGAGAACACGCAGCAGGGCUUUGACUUAGCUGCAACCCAGGAUGUCCAGUUCACAGAGAACCUUAUCAAAGUUGGAAGUGCUAUUCUUGACGUAAGUAACAAAAAGCACUGGGACAUGAUCCAGCAAACAGAUGGAGGGACUGCACACCUGCUAAGACACUAUGAGGAUUAUGCAAAUGCUCUGGCACAAAACAUGAGAAAAACCUACCUCAGCCCCUUCACCAUCGUUACACCUAAUAUUGUUAUUUCAGUAGAUCGUCUUCACAAAAUGAACUUCUCAGGAGUGAAACUUCCACGGUAUGACAUUAUCCGAGGAGAAAAACCUGAAGACUUGGAGACCAUUGCAAUCCUUCCAGAAUCAAUCUUCACACCUGCAGAAAUUAAAGUUUCUUUACCAGAAAACCCUAAAGCCCCAGCCUCCUCAUCUGAAGAUGAAAGCACAGCUCUGAACCGAAAACGAAGACAGUCUGAUUCAAUUGAGCAGGACGCCAUCGCUAGUAUAAUUAUCUAUUGGACACUGGGAGAGCUUUUACCAGAACAGUAUGACCCUGACAAAAGAAGUCUGAGGGUUCCUAAGCGACCUGUCAUUAACAGCCCCAUUGUAAGUAUUGCUGUUCAUGACAACGAUGAGUUACUGCAGCACCAGCUGGAAAAACCAAUCAGGGUGCAGUACAGGCUUUUUGAAACUGAAGAGCGAUCCAAGCCAAUUUGUGUCUUCUGGAACCAUUCCAUCCCUGUUGGUGGAACAGGAGGCUGGUCAUCCAAAGGAUGUGAAUUAGUCUUCAGGAACGAGACCCACAUCAGCUGCCAGUGUAAUCAUAUGACGAGCUUUGCUGUUCUCAUGGACAUUUCCAGACGAGAGAAUGGUGAAAUUCUACCUCUGAAGCUGGUCACAUACUCCACUGUGGCUGUCUCACUGGGUGCUUUGCUGCUGUCCUUCUUGAUCCUCCUAUUUCUGAGGACCCUUCGUUCAAACCAGCACAGCAUCAGUAAAAACAUGGUCGUGGCGCUCUUUUUCUCUGAGCUCAUCUUCAUCCUUGGCAUUAACCAAGCAGAUAAUCCAUUUGUCUGCACUGUGAUUGCCAUUCUGCUUCAUUUCUUCUACAUGUGCACUUUUGCCUGGAUGUUCUUGGAAGGGCUUCAUAUUUACCGCAUGUUAACCGAGGUCCGUGACAUCAACUAUGGCCCCAUGAGGUUCUACUACAUGGUUGGCUGGGGUGUCCCCGCCUUUAUCACAGGGUUAGCUGUUGGCCUUGAUCCUGAGGGUUAUGGUAAUCCUGAUUUCUGUUGGCUGUCCAUCUAUGACACCUUGAUAUGGAGUUUUGCAGGGCCCAUAUCUGCAGCAGUUUCUAUGAAUGUUUUCCUCUAUAUUCUGUCCGCCAAAGCUUCUUGCCGACCAAGACACCAAGGUUUUGAGAAGAAGGGAACUGUAUCUGGAUUGCGUACUGCAUUUCUGGUGCUGCUGCUUGUCAGCACCACUUGGCUUUUGGCCUUGCUGGCUGUGAACAGUGACAGCAUUAUUUUCCACUACCUCUUCGCUGGUUUUAAUUGUCUUCAGGGUCCAUUCAUCUUCAUCUUCCGCUGCAUCCUUAACGAGGAAGUAAGAAAAGCCUUUAAGUAUGCUUUCAGUAAGAAGCACACAGAUGAUAUUGUGGGCACAACGAAAUCAACACUGGCAUCACAGUCAUUAUGUAAUAACACAUACAUUGACGGUCGUGUGUAUCGCUCAGCCUUUGGAGAUUCGACUGGGUCAGUAAGCAGUGCUUCAAGGUCAGGGAAAAGCCACAACAGCUACAUUGCAUUUGUUCUCAGGGAAGAAGCUGCUUUGAAUAACAGUACCUCGAGUCAAGCCCAUGUUGCCCUCACUGACCAUGCCACUUCCUUAUUCCAUGAGAUUAAGGCAAACCCAGAUGAACACGAUUCAGACUCCGACAGUGAUUUGUCUCUGGAAGAUGACCAAAGUGGAUCUUAUGCCUCCACUCAUUCUUCAGAUAGUGAAGAAGAUGAUUAUCAAGGAGAGCCAGGUUGGGAGAAAAUUAUAUCCCCAAAUAAUGAAAAACAUCCUAACCACAGUACUCCAAAAGUGGACAACAUAACUGCGCACGUGAAACCUUAUUGGCCAGGGGAGUUUAUGACAACAGCAAGUGAGAGUGAAAGCCAUGGUGGGUCAGAGAAUUUGAAAGUCGAAACUGUGGCAAACAUUGAACUUCACCGAGAAAAACUUAACCAUUUGGAUGAAAAACCAAAGGAGAAUGGAGACAGUCUGUACAAAGAAAAUACAUUAACAUCAUUUCCUAACCCUAAUGCACAGCCUCAGAAAGGAAUUCUGAAAAAUAAAGCAUUACCACUAUUCUCAGAGAAGAACAGCAUCAAUCGAAUUCAUAAUGAACUUUCCAAUCAUAAACCUGCCACUGUCUCCUCACGAGCAUCUUCAGUGGGAUCCAGUGAAGGAAGUCGGUCAGGAGGUGUAACAAAACUGAGGCAAACAACAGGGGAGCAGAUGAAUGGAGUAAUGCCCAUACCCAUGAGCAUUAAAACGGGCACAGUGGAUGAAGAUUCAUCAGGCUCCGAUAGCAGUGAUGAGACCUCGAUAUGACUUCUCAUGUCAACAUAGGACACGAUGGAUUGCUAAAGCUGCAACGAUGUCACUUUGCUUACUUCAGGCAGCUCUGGUAACUUAUUGUGCCUUGUCCCAAGGUACAACACUGCACAUAAGUGAACUCUCUAAUGUGGAAAGGAAAGAAACUGCCAUCAUCAAAGUGUGUGUCUGGAAGAAGUGACUUGUUACUGUCAGUGCCAAAUCAUGCUGAGACGCUGUUCUGUUUGCACACAGUGCUGUGGACAAAGUGGGUGCUUGGAGACUAAAUUACACAAUAAGCAAAACGCACCCAGACAUACUUUUUAGCAGUGAGGACAGAACAUAGAGCAAAUAACAUUCAAAGAAGCAAAUUAGAGCUUCAGAAUUUCAUGUUCUCAAACAAUGUGCAGAAGAAUGGAAGACUUAAAGCUUCAGGGAAUUUAUUGUAACUACUGUUUAUAUGAUGAUUCAUGAUAUGGUUCAUAAUUAUAGCCCUGUGUCCAAAACUCCCCUAGACAAUCUCGAUCACAAGCUUAUUUGAUUCUUUGACUGUCCCAGUUUUAGGUUAUAAGAGAUAUACAUUAUAGGAAUCAUAUCAAUUGCCUUACACUAAGGUACAGAAUCUGUAACUAUGGCCACCUUAAGUUUAAACCUACAGGGUUUUUUUGAUGUGUAAAGAAAAACAUUUAAUUAUGUUAAAAUUAAGCAAAAGUUUGGCUGCACUCUAGACAUGGCUUUUUUGUUUUAUCAAUCAAAUGUUCAAUACAGUAGUAAUUGAUCAAGUAUAUUUUUACACACACACAAUUAUUUCAGUACUAUUAGGAAUUGAUGCAUGGAGGAGUAAAAACAUUACUUGGCCUGCUUUAUUUGUUAAUGAUAGACCUUUAUUUACAAUCCAAGAAUCCAGUUAGGCAUUUUUUUAAAUGGGUGUUUGGUAUUUUUUUUAAUGUUACUGAGUUUGUCUUUCGGAAACUACAUUUGUCACAGGUUGCGCUCCUCACCAUGAGCAGAGCUGAAUGCUGCACCUAGAGAAAUACAAGCCGGUAAACUUGAACCACAUUCACCAAAUGUGGGGGAAAGAAAAAUGCCUUUAGCCACAUGGCCUUCAUGCUCCAGCUCUAGUGGAGUUGUCCUCAGACCAAUGCCUCCUUAAACAUUUUUUUUUUACAAGACAGUUGUUUGUAGAUAUUUUGAUAUAAUUUGUAAGUUGUCUUGAGAGAAAAUGUGUGCUGUACAUGCUUUUCUGUUUAAAGUUGGUUAACAUAGUCCUUAAAAGAAAAGUGAGUAGGAAAUCCAGGAUGUUUUAUUUAAAGAAUGCUGCUCAUUUUUUUUCUGUUAAUAUGAUGUUUGUCCAUAUUGUAUAGAUUCAAUGUUUUGACUGAAAGCAAAGGCUUCCAUUAUUUUAUCUGAAGAAAAUUUGGUAAUGAUUUUUCCAUUAUUGUCAUCACCACAAAAGACCAGAAACUAAAUGCUUUCUAACAGUGAAUUGUACAGUGAAUUCCUUAAUGUAUAUACUGUAGGUUUUUAAAUAAAUGUAGUUGAAACAGAUACAGUGACCUGAAA
This is a messenger RNA of Carcharodon carcharias (great white shark), 10740 nucleotides long. Its product is annotated as cadherin EGF LAG seven-pass G-type receptor 2-like. Bases 7 to 9195 code for a protein of 3062 amino acids. The record is from RefSeq and is a predicted model, not a curated record. Lineage: Eukaryota; Metazoa; Chordata; Chondrichthyes; Lamniformes; Lamnidae. The transcript has 35 exons. Gene Ontology annotation, molecular function: calcium ion binding; G protein-coupled receptor activity. Gene Ontology annotation, biological process: homophilic cell-cell adhesion; G protein-coupled receptor signaling pathway; cell surface receptor signaling pathway. Gene Ontology annotation, cellular component: plasma membrane.